Colletotrichum karsti is the source of this 462-nucleotide messenger RNA. RefSeq lists its product as uncharacterized. Gene Ontology annotation, molecular function: calcium ion binding; calcium-dependent protein serine/threonine phosphatase regulator activity. The transcript is spliced from 3 exons. The coding region runs from base 1 to 462 and encodes 153 amino acids. Lineage: Eukaryota; Fungi; Ascomycota; Sordariomycetes; Glomerellales; Glomerellaceae. The record is from RefSeq and is a predicted model, not a curated record.
AUGGGCAACACCACCAGCGCCGUGUUGGACAAUAUUGACAACUCCGGUACAAUCGAACGCGAUGAGUUCCUCAGCCUUCCUCAAAUCUCGUCCAACCCGCUGGCCACGAGAAUGAUCGCUAUUUUCGACGAAGACGGUGGCGGUGACGUCGAUUUCCAGGAAUUCGUCUCGGGUCUCAGCGCAUUCUCUUCCAAGGGCAACAAGGAGCAGAAGCUGCGCUUCGCCUUCAAGGUAUACGACAUCGAUCGCGAUGGAUACAUUAGCAAUGGCGAGCUCUUCAUUGUCCUGAAGAUGAUGGUGGGAAGCAACUUGAAGGACCAGCAGCUCCAGCAGAUCGUCGACAAGACCAUUAUGGAGGCAGACCUGGACAAGGACGGCAAGAUCAGCUUUGAGGAGUUCACCAAGAUGGUGGAGAACACGGACGUCAGCAUGAGCAUGACUUUGGGUAAGUUCCGACUUUAG